Messenger RNA from Sphaerodactylus townsendi, 1605 nucleotides. RefSeq names its product basic proline-rich protein-like. NCBI's taxonomy places the organism in Eukaryota, Metazoa, Chordata, Lepidosauria, Squamata, Sphaerodactylidae. The annotation marks the transcript as partial. The transcript is spliced from 2 exons. The record is from RefSeq and is a predicted model, not a curated record.
CCCCCACCCCCCCCCCCCCCCACCCCCCCCCCCCCCCACCCCCCCCCCCCCCCACCCCCCCCCCCCCCCACCCCCCCCCCCCCCCACCCCCCCCCCCCCCCACCCCCCCCCCCCCCCACCCCCCCCCCCCCCCACCCCCCCCCCCCCCCACCCCCCCCCCCCCCCACCCCCCCCCCCCCCCACCCCCCCCCCCCCCCACCCCCCCCCCCCCCCACCCCCCCCCCCCCCCACCCCCCCCCCCCCCCACCCCCCCCCCCCCCCACCCCCCCCCCCCCCCACCCCCCCCCCCCCCCACCCCCCCCCCCCCCCACCCCCCCCCCCCCCCACCCCCCCCCCCCCCCACCCCCCCCCCCCCCCACCCCCCCCCCCCCCCACCCCCCCCCCCCCCCACCCCCCCCCCCCCCCACCCCCCCCCCCCCCCACCCCCCCCCCCCCCCACCCCCCCCCCCCCCCACCCCCCCCCCCCCCCACCCCCCCCCCCCCCCACCCCCCCCCCCCCCCACCCCCCCCCCCCCCCACCCCCCCCCCCCCCCACCCCCCCCCCCCCCCACCCCCCCCCCCCCCCACCCCCCCCCCCCCCCACCCCCCCCCCCCCCCACCCCCCCCCCCCCCCACCCCCCCCCCCCCCCACCCCCCCCCCCCCCCACCCCCCCCCCCCCCCACCCCCCCCCCCCCCCACCCCCCCCCCCCCCCACCCCCCCCCCCCCCCACCCCCCCCCCCCCCCACCCCCCCCCCCCCCCACCCCCCCCCCCCCCCACCCCCCCCCCCCCCCACCCCCCCCCCCCCCCACCCCCCCCCCCCCCCACCCCCCCCCCCCCCCACCCCCCCCCCCCCCCACCCCCCCCCCCCCCCACCCCCCCCCCCCCCCACCCCCCCCCCCCCCCACCCCCCCCCCCCCCCACCCCCCCCCCCCCCCACCCCCCCCCCCCCCCACCCCCCCCCCCCCCCACCCCCCCCCCCCCCCACCCCCCCCCCCCCCCACCCCCCCCCCCCCCCACCCCCCCCCCCCCCCACCCCCCCCCCCCCCCACCCCCCCCCCCCCCCACCCCCCCCCCCCCCCACCCCCCCCCCCCCCCACCCCCCCCCCCCCCCACCCCCCCCCCCCCCCACCCCCCCACCCCCCCCCCCCCCCACCCCCCCCCCCCCCCACCCCCCCCCCCCCCCACCCCCCCCCCCCCCCACCCCCCCCCCCCCCCACCCCCCCCCCCCCCCACCCCCCCCCCCCCCCACCCCCCCCCCCCCCCACCCCCCCCCCCCCCCACCCCCCCCCCCCCCCACCCCCCCCCCCCCCCACCCCCCCCCCCCCCCACCCCCCCCCCCCCCCACCCCCCCCCCCCCCCACCCCCCCCCCCCCCCACCCCCCCCCCCCCCCACCCCCCCCCCCCCCCACCCCCCCCCCCCCCCACCCCCCCCCCCCCCCACCCCCCCCCCCCCCCACCCCCCCCCCCCCCCACCCCCCCCCCCCCCCACCCCCCCCCCCCCCCACCCCCCCCCCCCCCCACCCCCCCCCCCCCCCACCCCCCCCCCCCCCCACCCCCCCCCCCCCCCACCCCCCCCCCCCCCCACCCCCCCCCCCCCCCACCCCCCCCCCCCCCCACCCCCCC